Molecule: messenger RNA, 776 nt
Organism: Cucurbitaria berberidis CBS 394.84
Lineage: Eukaryota; Fungi; Ascomycota; Dothideomycetes; Pleosporales; Cucurbitariaceae
Exons: 2
Coding region: 45-776 (243 amino acids)
Molecular function (GO): acyltransferase activity, transferring groups other than amino-acyl groups
Source: RefSeq, a predicted model, not a curated record
CAGCUUCCUACAAUUCCAUUGUUAUAUUUUUGAAAUCUUGAAAAAUGCCUCUCACUGUCUCUCUCGUAACCGACUCCUCGGAUUUCGACCAAAUCAUUCCCAUGGACUACGAUGCCUGGAGAACACCCUACAAUCCUCAACUAAAGCACUUCAGGCCUCCCUUCCCUACACGUGAAGAGUCGCUGGCACACGCAAAGGAGAAAGCCACGAAGAAAUUCGAAGAACACGAUCCUGACUACUUCAUGGUCAAAGUCACAGACACAGCAACCAGUGAGAUAAUCGGCUGGGCGACCUGGGCAAUAAACGACCCGCAAAAGUCUACUGGUGAGAAGACGGUAGCGCACUGGCAUGCAGAAGGUAGCGAGGAGAGAGAGUUUGCGGAGAUGUUUAUUAAUGGGUUAUGGGGCUUUAUUGCGGAGAGGGUUACAAGGAAGCAUAUGGACCUUUUGUCGAUUGUUGUCCACCCCUCACACCGCCACCGUGGUGCAGGCCGUCUCCUGAUCCGCUGGGGCACCGCCAAAGCCGACGAACUCGGAAUCGAGACCGUUAUUUCUUCUCUAGCCUCUGCGCGAGGCGCGUAUGAAAAGUGCGGGCUUGGGUGUAUCGAGAUUAUUCCUCCGGAUCCAGAAUUGCAGAGGAGCCUGGAGAACUUGGAGAAGGCUGGGCGGGGCCAGAAAUGGAAGGAGUUGCUGGAAGAUGAUUUGAGUGGAUGGCUAAUGUGGCGACCGAUAGGGAGGGAUUGGAGGGAGGGAGAUAGGGCGCCGUGGUGUGAGUGA